This is a messenger RNA of Chelonoidis abingdonii (Abingdon island giant tortoise), 2299 nucleotides long. RefSeq names its product ELOVL fatty acid elongase 4 (gene ELOVL4). Gene Ontology annotation, cellular component: endoplasmic reticulum membrane; endoplasmic reticulum. Gene Ontology annotation, biological process: very long-chain fatty acid biosynthetic process; fatty acid elongation, saturated fatty acid; sphingolipid biosynthetic process. Gene Ontology annotation, molecular function: fatty acid elongase activity. The record is from RefSeq and is a predicted model, not a curated record. NCBI's taxonomy places the organism in Eukaryota, Metazoa, Chordata, Testudines, Testudinidae.
CAGGCAGGUCAGCGCGAGGCGGAGUCUGCGGCGAGAGACCCAGCAGCGGCACACACUUAAAUUACGUGCCUGCGCCAGCAGCAGCAGCAGCUCCGGCACUGAGGCACCGCAGCGCACCCGCCGCAGACACCUCUGCUGCUGCUCGCUAUGGGAUCCGCCGCUGAGCAGCCGGGCAGGGCCACAGCCCUCGUGUCCAGCCUGCUGAACGACACCUUCGAGUUCUACCGCUGGAGCUGGAGCAUCCGAGACAAACGUGUUGAUGACUGGUUCUUGAUGCAAUCUCCAUUUCCAACACUGACUAUAAGCACUCUUUACCUCCUCGCUGUCUGGCUGGGUCCCAAGUGGAUGAGGAGAAGAGAACCCUUUCAAUUGCGCUUCUUGCUGAUUAGCUACAACUUUGGAAUGGUUCUACUUAACUUCUAUAUUUUCAAAGAGCUAUUUUUGGCAUCCAGAGCUCGAGGAUACAGCUAUAUCUGCCAGACUGUGGAUUAUUCAGAUAAUAUUUAUGAAGUCAGGAUAGCUGGUGCUUUAUGGUGGUACUUUGUCUCAAAAGGAAUUGAGUACUUGGACACAAUAUUUUUCAUCCUGAGGAAGAAAUUUAAUCAAAUCAGUUUCCUUCAUGUCUAUCACCAUUUCACUAUGUUCACCUUGUGGUGGAUUGGUAUCAAGUGGGUUCCAGGAGGACAAGCUUUUUUUGGAGCCCAAAUGAAUUCUUUUAUUCAUGUUGUUAUGUACAUGUACUAUGGAUUAGCUGCCUGUGGCCCUAAAUUGCAGAAAUAUCUGUGGUGGAAACGAUACUUAACCAUAUUACAAUUGAUUCAGUUCCAUGUGACUCUUGGCCACACAGCCAUGUCUAUUUAUAUCGACUGUCCCUUCCCUAAAUGGAUGCACUGGGGUUUAAUGAUCUAUGCUGUCACCUUUAUUUUCUUGUUUGGUAACUUCUACUAUCGGACAUAUAAAAUACCCAAGGAACCCAUUAAGAAUGGCAAAAUAGUGAAUGGUGCUGUUGCAAACGGUGUAAGCAAACUAGAAAACAAUCUAGUGGUGGAAAAUGGAACAAAGCAGAAAAAGAGAAAAGCAAAAGGAGAGUAACUUAUCCAAGCCUUAACCAUUGCUGGCAGUGGGGAACCUCCAGUUUGGUUUAAAAAGAAAAAGAUAAAAAAAAGAAACGUAAUGUACCAAUUAACCCUUAGGUUACUGAAGAGCUAGAACACAGAUAUUUUCAUUGUUUAUGAAGAUUGUUUUAACAAAAAUAUUUCAAGUUAAAUUUCCAUUAUAAUUAUGUAAUUAUCAAGCAUUUGAUGAUCUGUGUGUAAACUUUUAGACCGCGGGUGCUGAUGAAUGUGAGAAAGAAUUGCAGUAAAUAACAUGUUUUAGCAGUCCAAAGGUUAAUAUUACCAGUGAUCCAGUGGUUUGUUGAAGCCCACAUUUCUGUGUGGAAAAAGGCAGCUUUUGAAUAUUUCUGUUUCUGCCAGAAAUUUAUUAAAUUCCAAAUUAUGAUGAUGUAUGCUUUUAUCUGAAAAUACAAGCUCUCAUUAUUAAUUAGAGAGAUCUCAAGACACAGUUAUGUUCACAGUUAUGAACAGAGUUUGUUGACCUAUCAGAUUCUCUUUGUUUUGAUUUAGUGUCUGCUACAAUUUUUCUUCUAUUGUGGAAAUAUACCUACUUCUUAAUCUGCUGAAAAGAACAUUUAACAUUAAAUAACUUUAAUUUCUGAAAUAUGGAGUCUUCUAAUAUAAAUGUCAGUUAAUGCUAAUUGGAGAAAGAAAUUGCUUUCCUGAAAAAAUACAUUUUCACCUGUUUUGUAGAAUUAUCAUCUGUCUCUUUCAGUGCAAGCUUGGAAUGGUAUUUUGAAUGUGGUUAAAUGGGGAGAAAACUUUAAAAAAUAUAUUUAUAUGAAACAAAGUACAUCUCAUAGCCUAAAAUAAUCCAUCUGAUGUAAGGUUAUUCUGCCUUGUCCCCCACCUGCAUUAAACCCAUGGUGCUAACUCUUAUAACACUCAAAAUGAUCGUAUGGUGUUAUGGUGAGGGGGAACAUACUGUAGAACUUAAUCCUUCUUUUGCAAAUGCUACGUGCAUUCGAUGCCAGUCAUGUUUAAAUAGAAAACAGGCACACUUCAUCAGGAGAGAGAAUCUGCAGUUAAAGUAUGUCUUUACAGCAAAUACAUUGUGAGUAUAUUCUGGAAAUAUCUACCCAUAUGUUGGUCUUGCAUCUUAGUAUUUUGAUGAUUGUAGACUACAUAUCUGGUAUUGUUUGCAGGCCACCGCCUAAUGCAAAUGAUAGAGGUAGAUUGGCUGG